CUCUAGUAUUACUACUCCUACUUCAAUUAAUUUUCUCACUUUUUUCCUCCCUUUUUCUUUUUUCAUCCCUCCAUUAUUCAACUCACGUUAGAUCUAGUAAUAAUUUUUUUUUAAAUCAAGGGAAAUAAUUUUCCCAAAAAAGCUCCAUGAUCAUCUUCUUCAAGACCACUCUCUAACCCUAAAAUUUCCCCCAAUUUUUUCCUCUGGUCUGUCAUUCUCUCUCCUCAGAUCGUGGUGAGUGGAAGAUAGAUCGAGGGAGGAGAAGAUAUGAAUGAUUUCCAGGGAUUAUUAUCAACCGAUUAUGGAUUCAAACCUCAAGGUAAAGCUGCUCCAAUGGCGGCCUCUAAAUCCGGGACUAAUUCUUCAAAUUCCGCUUUUAAUUUCGAGAUCGGAGGGUCUAAAACGGCGUCGUUCCCUUCCAAUUCGAAGAAUCCGACUUCUUCCUCUUUGUUUGAUGAUCAUGAUACCCUUUUUCGCUCUAAUCGGAAAACGACCUCAUCCGAUGAUUUUGGGAUUUUAGAUGAUGUUUUUGCUACGGGCGGUAUUAAAAGCAAUUCUGCAAAGUCGAGUAAUAAUAAUUCGGUCAAUAUGGACUCCAUUUUUGGUGGUGGUGGUGGUGGUGGCGGUGAAUCGGGGCCGAAGUUCUCGUCUUUGCCAGUUUUCGAUAAGCCGGUGUACGACGACGAGGAUUCGAGCUCGGCGAAGUUUGAGAAUAUCUUUGCCCCGCCUUCUUCUGCUCCUGCAAAGAAGACUGAUGCAUUUGAUGAUCUUUUGGGUGGAUUGGGGAAGAAGGAACAACAAUCUACGAGGUCGGCGGUGGGGCCCGGUUCAAAGGGGGCUGAUAAGGGUUUCUCUAGUUUUGAUGAUUUGCUGCCAGGUUUUGGUGGUGGAAGUACCUCUUCAACAAGCAGGAAUCCAUCAGAUGCCAGUAAGAAAACCUCAAGUGUAAUAGAUGAUCCUUUUGUUGGCCUAGACUCGACUUCACCUCCCGUGUCUUCCUCUGGAAUUUUUACUGAUCCUUUGGAGGAGAUUGGUAAUCUUAAUAAUUCUAGCAGAAAAACUGCUGAAAGUUCUUCUAGUGGGACAGCAUUUGAUGAUAUAGAUCCCCUUGGUGGCUUUGGCAAGUCUGUUCCUUCUUUUUCAGCAGAAAUUAAUGGGGAAGAAAAGGAGGCAAUGCGAACCAGAGUUUCUGGAAGACAAACUUCAGUCAGUGGAGAUGCAAGCCGGAAGUCGUCUGUAAGAAGUCCUGAUAGAGGUUCUGAGCCGAAGUUUCCGGUGGAGGAUUAUUCAGAGCCAAGUGUCUUUGAGAUGCCUUCUGUGUCAGCUGAAACUAGUAGGUCUGUACCAAAUGCUUCUUUCCCUACUCAUAGCAAUGCUAGUUUUAGGGAGUCUAACUCCCAUGGACAUUCUUCUCCUAAUUCUGAGGAGAACAUGGGGUCAUCCGAUGAUAUAUGGCUCACUGUAUCAGAAGUUCCUCUCUUCACGCAUCCGACAGCUGCCCCACCACCUUCAAGACCCCCACCUCCAAGACCAACACACUUUUCCGCUUCCUAUCCUGCUUCAAAUGUACAUAAGAAAGUUAAUGAUUACCCAUCAUUCCCUGGUCCUGGUCCAAGUUUCCACAGCCCAAAAUCAGCACCCGUGGAGGCAAGGGGCUCUUUUGCAUCUCCUUUGGAUGAACUGGAGGAAUUUGCUAUGGGAAGAAAUCCAAGCAAUGAGGAUGCAACUCAUGCAAGCUCAGAGGGGGGAUCUGGUGAAGAUUUUGACUCAAAUUCAGUUGCUGCUGCAUCUGCUGCAGCCAUGAAGGAGGCAAUGGAUAGGGCUGAAAUUAAGUUUAGGCAUGCAAGGGGGGUCAGGGAAAGGGAAAAUGCAAAGGCCUCUAAAAGCAGAGAAUCUGUGCAAGUAGAAAAAGAGGAGAAUCCUACAUACGAUGCUCCAGAGAGGGAAUUUAGGGAACAUCAAGAACGACUGGAGCGUGAACGGCAACAAAGAGAAAUGGAAGAGGAAGAAAGAAGACGAACGAAGGAAGAGGAAAGAAGGCGUGCUGAGAAAGAAUGGGAGGAGAAAGAGAGAGAGAAGAGGAAAGUUGAAAAGGAAAGGCAAUUUGGCAGGCAGGCUGUUGAAUGGGCUGCCAAAGAAGCACGUGAAAGAGCAGCUAUUGAAGCUCGUGCCAGAGCUGACAGGGUUGCUGUUCAGAGGGCACAAGCUGAAGCUCGAGAGCGAGCAGAAAAGGCCGCUGUUCAUAGGGCACAAUCUGAGGCACGAGAGAGGGCGGCUGCUGGGGCUAAAGAAAGAGCUGAAAAGGCUGCUGCAGAAGCAAGGGAAAAGGCGAAAGCUGAAGCUAGGGAGAAAGAAGCACGUGAAAGAGAAGCAAGAGAGAAAGAAGCUCGUGAGAAAGCUGCCACUGCAGCAAAGGCAAAUCAAUCGAAGAAUGAAAAUGACCUUGAAUCUUUCUUUAGCAUGGGCCGAGCAAGCAGUGCACCUAGGCCCCGGGCUCCUUCAUCGGAUCCAUUUGAAGCUCAGUUUCAGACUAAGCCAGCUGCUGAAGCAACCAGAGCGUCUGUUAAUUCCUCCUCUAGCAUGAGAAAAGCAUCUUCAUCGACAAAUAUUGUUGAUGAUUUAAGUUCAAUAUUUGGAGGCCCCCCAUCGUCUGGCGGGUUUCAAGAAGUUGAUGGGGAAACCGAUGAUAGACGGAGAGCCCGAAUGGAUCGCCAUCAAAGGACUCAAGAGCGUGCUGCUAAAGCAUUGGCUGAGAAGAAUGCCAGAGAUCUCGAGGUUCAAAGGGAACAAGCUGAGAAAAAUAGGAUUUCUGAAACGCUUGAUGUGGAGAUUAGACGCUGGGCAGCAGGGAAGGAGGGGAACUUGCGUGCUCUCCUGUCAACAAUGCAAUAUGUUCUCUGGCCUGAGUGUGGCUGGCAGCCUGUUUCCUUGACUGAUUUGAUUACUGGUGCGGCUGUUAAGAAAGCUUAUAGAAAAGCGACUUUGUGCAUUCAUCCUGAUAAAGUGCAACAGAAGGGUGCCACUCUGCAGCAAAAAUUUGUUGCUGAAAAGGUGUUUGAUCUGUUAAAGGAAGCUUGGAACAAAUUCAAUUCAGAGGAGCUAUUUUAAGCCAUUUGAGGGUGUGUUAUCCUUCUGAAUGGUAUUCAGCAUAUUUUCACUCCUUUUCUGCAAGUUUUAAGCAAUUUUGGAAACUGUUUUCCUGCUUCAAUCUGCAUGGAGGUGCUGCUGCUUGGUUGCCUGGGUUUUCCGUUGUAUGGUUGACGAGAUUUUUGAAAUGGUAAAUGCCCUUUCAGUCUCCUGAGUUUGCCUUAAAGAGUGAUGAUUGUACAGUUGGAGCAGGUUCUGAAGUCUCUAAGAUGGUAUAGUUAUAGUAGCAUUUGUUUGGGUGAUCAACCCACGUGAUCGUUCGUUGUCAUAUUCAUUAGCAAAUGCCGUCUCUUUGAGAUGCAGCGUUUGUAUUUGUAUCCAUUCUUUUUGUUCUUUUUUGUUUGUUUGAUAAAAAGCCUAAUCUGUUGUUGAUGAAGUAUUCAAUGUAUGAUGUUAAUUAACUACUCAAAACAUUGAUAAUGUUACCGAUUCAUGAUUGUUCAGAA
Molecule: messenger RNA, 3593 nt
Organism: Spinacia oleracea (spinach)
Lineage: Eukaryota; Viridiplantae; Streptophyta; Magnoliopsida; Caryophyllales; Amaranthaceae
Product: auxilin-related protein 2
Exons: 8
Coding region: 268-3108 (946 amino acids)
Biological process (GO): clathrin coat disassembly; clathrin-dependent endocytosis
Cellular component (GO): cytoplasm; vesicle; intracellular membrane-bounded organelle
Molecular function (GO): clathrin binding
Source: RefSeq, a predicted model, not a curated record